GCCGGGCGGGGAGCGUCGCCGCGAGAACCGCGCUGCGAGUGAGACCCGCCGCGGCAGGAGCCAUGUUCCCCCAGAGCCGGCACCCCACCCCGCACCAGGCUGCGGGCCAGCCUUUCAAAUUCACCAUCCCGGAGUCGCUGGACCGCAUCAAAGAAGAGUUCCAGUUCCUGCAGGCGCAGUACCACAGCCUUAAAUUGGAAUGUGAGAAACUGGCAAGCGAAAAGACGGAAAUGCAGAGGCAUUAUGUGAUGUACUAUGAAAUGUCGUAUGGAUUAAACAUUGAAAUGCACAAACAGACAGAAAUCGCGAAGAGAUUGAAUACAAUUUGUGCACAAGUCAUCCCAUUUUUGUCUCAGGAACAUCAGCAACAAGUGGCCCAAGCUGUAGAGCGUGCCAAACAAGUGACCAUGGCUGAAUUGAAUGCCAUCAUCGGGGUACGUGGCCUUCCAGGUCUACCUCCUACACAGCAGCAGUUGCAGGCUCAGCAUCUCUCCCACGGCCAUGGACCUCCAGUGCCUCUAACGCCACAUCCAUCAGGACUUCAGCCUCCAGGAAUCCCUCCACUUGGAAGCAGUGCUGGCCUUCUUGCCCUCUCCAGUGCUUUGGGUGGGCAGUCUCACUUGGCAAUAAAAGAUGACAAGAAGCAUCACGAUGCAGACCACCACAGAGACAGAGAGCCAGGCACAAGUAAUUCUCUGUUGGUCCCUGACAGCCUACGAAGCACAGAUAAACGCAGGAAUGGCCCUGAAUAUGCCAAUGACAUCAAAAAGAGAAAGGUGGAUGAUAAGGAUUCCAGCCACUAUGACAGUGAUGGGGACAAGAGUGACGAUAACUUGGUUGUAGAUGUAUCCAAUGAGGAUCCUUCUUCCCCAAGGGCAAGUCCCACUCAUUCACCACGUGAAAAUGGUAUAGAUAAAACCCGCUUACUGAAGAAGGAUGCCUCCAGCAGUCCAGCAUCCACGGCCUCUUCAGGGAGCUCCACUUCCCUCAAGUCCAAAGAAAUGGGUCUGCAUGAAAAAGCCAGCACGCCUGUUCUGAAAUCCAGCACACCAACUCCUCGAGGUGAUGUGCCAACCCCAGGCACUAGUGCAACUCCAGGACUCCGUCCAGGCCUUGGCAAGCCUCCAACAAUGGACCCUCUGGUUAACCAAGCUGCUGCAGGUUUGCGGACCCCGCUGGCGGUUCCAGGACCGUACCCUGCUCCCUUUGGAAUGGUGCCUCAUGCUGGCAUGAACGGAGAGCUAACCAGUCCAGGGGCAGCCUAUGCCAGUCUGCACAAUAUGUCACCCCAGAUGAGUGCUGCUGCUGCUGCAGCUGCCGUGGUUGCCUAUGGAAGAUCUCCUAUGGUUGGGUUUGAUCCUCCUCCCCACAUGAGAGUACCUGGAAUCCCUCCAAAUCUAGCAGGGAUUCCUGGGGGAAAACCAGCCUACUCCUUUCACGUCACUGCAGAUGGCCAGAUGCAGCCAGUUCCCUUCCCCCCUGAUGCCCUCAUUGGCCCAGGAAUCCCUCGCCAUGCCCGUCAGAUCAACACCCUGAACCACGGGGAAGUUGUGUGUGCAGUUACCAUCAGCAACCCCACCAGACACGUCUACACGGGUGGGAAGGGCUGUGUCAAGGUUUGGGACAUCAGCCAGCCUGGCAACAAGAGCCCUGUGUCUCAGCUGGACUGCCUGAACAGAGACAACUACAUCCGCUCCUGUAAACUGCUGCCUGAUGGAUGCACCCUGAUUGUUGGUGGGGAAGCCAGCACAUUAUCCAUUUGGGACCUGGCAGCUCCAACUCCUCGCAUCAAAGCUGAGCUGACAUCCUCAGCACCUGCCUGCUAUGCUCUGGCUAUCAGCCCUGAUUCCAAGGUGUGCUUUUCCUGCUGCAGUGAUGGGAACAUUGCGGUGUGGGAUCUGCACAAUCAGACAUUGGUCAGGCAAUUCCAGGGCCACACAGAUGGAGCCAGCUGUAUUGACAUUUCUAAUGAUGGUACCAAGCUCUGGACAGGAGGUUUGGAUAACACUGUCAGAUCCUGGGACUUGAGAGAAGGGAGACAGCUACAACAGCAUGACUUCACAUCACAGAUAUUUUCCCUUGGUUAUUGUCCUACUGGUGAAUGGCUAGCUGUGGGAAUGGAGAGCAGCAAUGUCGAAGUGCUACAUGUAAAUAAACCAGACAAAUAUCAACUGCACCUUCAUGAGAGCUGUGUGUUGUCACUCAAGUUUGCUUACUGUGGUAAAUGGUUUGUGAGUACUGGGAAAGAUAACCUCCUUAAUGCAUGGAGAACUCCUUAUGGAGCUAGUAUCUUCCAGUCCAAAGAAUCUUCAUCAGUGCUUAGCUGUGACAUCUCUGUGGAUGAUAAGUACAUUGUCACUGGCUCUGGAGACAAAAAGGCUACAGUCUAUGAAGUUAUCUACUGAAAAAUAUGAUGGGGAUAUUCUUUUAGAGGUUGAACUGGGCCAAAAUUGUUUGUAGAAGUAGAAAGAGUUUGAAUUUUUGAAAGGAACGAAAGUGUUCAGGUUCCAGACCUUGCCAUGAAUCUACUCUGAUUUUUUGAAAUAGAAGGCAACAUCCAGCAACUAAGUAUUGGCUACGUGGACCAGGUGGAACACAGAGGCAAGACGGACAAAUGUAGCCUAGGUUUUUGACAAAAUUUUUAAAAGCCAAGUCUACUGAACAAUGUUGGAGCCUUUUAUUUUUUUUUCCUUUUUGUGACCUCAUGCAAAUUUUUCUCAUUGCCUGAAUAUGGGGGAUAAAUACCUUUCUGUUCCUUGCAGUUCAAGUUGCAUUCUCUCCUGUGUAGAGCAGCAGUGUCUCAGAUGAACUUGUUUCCUGGUUUUGCAUCUUGUGAUAUGUUUUUGUAUUUUUGUUGAAGGUCAAACAUUUGUAUAAAUUGUAAAUAUAUUUAGUUUACUACAGUAAAGGCUUUAGUACCAAGAACCAGUCUUCCCUCUUGUCCCCUCCCUGCUUGCCCUGCUUAUUUAAAAUUAAAAACCUUUUGGGGAUAUAAGUACCUUUUUAGAAGCAAAAAGCAAACACUAUGUAUAGUUUGAAAAUGGUGUCUUAUUCUUUAUAACUUCUUAGAUUCCUUUAUCAUAUUUCAAAGUAGUUGAUUUGACAUACUAGGGUAUCAAGUCCAGUAGAUAUUGUCUUGUUCUACAGAAAACUUAAAGGCAGUUUUGUACUAAUUACAGUGUAAAUAUAAAAAUUGAACAUUUCAUAAAGCUGUGCAGUUUAAGUUUAUUCUGAUGUCCCAUGUAUAUGUUCUUGGCAGAUACAGUAAUAUGUGCCUGAGCGUAACUCAUUUGGUCAUUUCUCUGGAAGAGGAGAUGACUUCCCUGUCCUUUUUCCCCCAGCUGAAAAGAAUUAAUGUGAAACUGCAUUUUCAACUAAGUACAUCAGAGCCUUUAUUUGUUAUAUGAGGAUGUCUGUGAUUAGAUAAGCUAGAUAAGUUGCAUCCUUCAUGUUUUACAGAGAAGUGGUAGUUAACAACCAUUUCCUUUUUAAAGUCUUGUCUAUACUCAGAUACUCAGGUAAAUUUAACUAAAUUACCAAAAGUGUGAGUUUUACAGGGGAUUGCUUAAAGAUGUUAAAUACCUGCAGUGAAGAGAAUUAACCUAAACUAAGUUAAACUCGCUUCUUAAUUUCUUGUGAGAAUAUUGACAAAGGAAUAUUUUGAUUUUUAACUAAUCCACUCUACAAAUUAAUUAAUUUUCCUGAGUGUCCCAUGUUACACAGGCCUGUAAGCUCUAUGUAUUCAUGUUGAGCAAUCUUUGAGUCCUUUCCAUUGUCACAUCACUGUGUGAUGUCUGUGAAGAGCCAUGAUAAGCAGCCAGUUACCAAAGCUAUGCAUCUUCAAAUUUUCUUGGUGUACUCAAGAGCAAUGGAUGAGGAAAGAAUGUGUUCAUUUUAUUUAACUAUUAUUUUUUCAGUCUAAUGUGUUCUACCACUGUGUGCUAGACAGCAAACUUUGCUGUUGCAUUAGUGAGAGCCAUACAUUUCCCACAUUCUGUAAUUUGGUUAAAAUUUCUGUUGCUAAUGGAGAGUACUGAUGAACAGAAGGAUAUCUUUGAACAACUAAUUUAGAUUACACAAACUGGCAGGCAGAAGAAGAGCUGCUUUCUCAUUUUGCUAGCAUUUGACAAUGGCCUAUGUCCCUGCUCUUCCAAGGACACAUAACUAGGAAGAAACAAGCUUGACUGGCAGAUGUGUUGAUUGGAUAAGGAAUUUUUCAUCUGGGGGCAAAUUCUAUCUAAGUUUCUACUCUGAAGAGACACAGGUUUUUUCUUUUCAAUUUAUAUGACCAUUCUACUGAAACCAUUUUAUAGCAUCUAGAACUGUAAUAGCCUUAAUGUAUUAACAUUGCAUUCAGAAUGUAAAAUGCUACCCAUUCAGGAUAAUAUGGUUUCCUAGGCAUCUAAAAUUAGCAUUCUAUCAGUAUGUAUCCUUACAUAUCUUUGAGUUGUUAAUCUGUAUCUGUAUGAAAAUGACAGACCACUUUAGAUGCUGGUUGUGUUGCUUUCAGACAUAGUGGGGCAAAAAGUAGAAUCAUCAGAUUUUUCAAAAAGUUAACUAUAUUUGCUACACUGAAGUACUGGGAAGUGCUAUUCCAUUUUUAAAAGGGAAAGUUUUAAAACAAGAGUAUUUACAAGAUUACUUAAUUUUUACACUUUUCAUAUUGAAAUUUCUCUGAACAUCUGGCUCUGGUGAUGAUCAUUGACUUUAGCAGCACUGGCAAAUGUGCUUUAGUUAGGACCCUCUGGACUUUUGCAAAACUGCUAUCAUUUUGGCUUUUACUUUAUAGAUAUCCUUUUGCUGUUCUCUGAAGUCAUUAUCAGAGGAACCAAGAAUGCAAGUAUUAUUACACAUCUAUAUGAAUUUUUAAAAAAAACCCACAAGUGUAAUUGGUCUGCUAUGUGUUGUGACAUAGUGCUUGCUAGUAAGAUCACAUUCUUGUCAAUCAGAAGGUUCAAAAUCAGUGUCAGGAAAAUCAUAAAAUACCUUGUUUUCUUGGCACCUAGAAUGCACAGUGUGUCAGAGAAGUUAUGGAAUCAGAAAUUUAUGCAUGCAAAUUAACUUCAUCAUAUUUGUAUCAUAUCAUAUAUUUCUUGAUUGUAAUUAAGAAAUUAAUUAUUUUUUUCCCCCAUCAUAUCUACUUUAAACUUUAGGUCUAAAAUUUAGUGGAUGCAUCUGAAAGCUUCUUGAUGCAUCAUCCAUACUUGUGGAUGAGUAGUUCUCUCCACUUGUUUCAGAUUUCACUUAAUGUUUAUAAAACAUUGUGAGUUUUUUAAUUUGUCAGACAGUAAAGCAUAUUCAACUGCAGAUGUAAUGUUUAAUGAAAAGAUAGAUUUGCCGAACUCUUAGCAUGUCUGUUUAUGCUAUUACCUAAAAGAUGUAAAAUUUGUGAAGCUUAAAACUUCUGUAAGUUCUUAUAGCCCUGUGUAAAGUAAUGGGUGGAUAUAAUUGCUUAUUGAAUGAAGAAACAGACCAAACAAGAUCAGCAGUAAAAGAAAAAGUAUGGGAAAACCAUAUGGGAAAAAAAAGUGCACCAGUAACUAUUGUGUAGGUAAUUAACUUUUUUUGGGGGUGUCAAUUUAAUUACAGUCUUAAAAGAUUCUUUUGGUUAGCCCCUUUUUGGGAAAUCUUUGUGUGCUGGGUGGCCUUCAGUAUUCAGAGAUGUCUGAAUGCCACUCUGGCAAAUGCUAGUGCUGGAUAGAAGCAGGGAAUCCUUACAAAAGAUACUUUGGAUGUCAGUGCAAACAAUAACUGAUGAAGAGGAGAUUUGUGGUAAUACCAAUUCAACUGAACAAAAUCCUUUGCUGGCUUUAAUAUGUAUAUUUUAUAUAUGUGCACUUGGCAUAACUCUUUAUAAAUCAAUUGUGCAGAAAGUCAAGAUAUCAUUCCACACAAUGUAUUUGUCAGUGUGUCAGACUUUCUUUUUGAUUAUAAUUCCAAGCAACAGUAGUUCCCCGUGUUAGUCCAAAAGCCACUGGUACCCGAGAGAAAAUUUUCAUCUAUAUUAGUUCUUUCUAACUCAUUUGGCAUUUCAAAGGCUUUUGUUCCUUUAAAGGAAAGUGGGAACACUAAAUGAACAUGAUUUUCAUAGACUGUUAUAACAAAUGUUAUUUUUUUAAAUAAACAUCAGUGUAGAAGCUGUCAUCUCAUGCAUAAAUUCUGUCUCUGAAUGAUUGACCAUAGUUUUUGGGUCACAUUUUUGCGUUGAUGAUGCAACUAGAAUUUCAGAAGCUUCUAAGUUACUCAAGUAGCUUCAACUCAGAUUGACAAACUGAUUUUUUGUUUUGGUGUUUAGUUCUUGGUAGGGUUUUUUGUUUGUUUGUAAUUUUGUGGAAUGACUGGCCCACUUAGGAGUCUGUGGGAUUAUGUAGUCUAGUUAGAUUAGUCUAUCAUAUUUUCUAUUAUAUUGGUGCAAUUUUGAGUAGAUGGGGAAAUUCUACCAUUCUGUUAAUUAAGAAAGGUGGAUUUUGAAAUUUUUGGGCUAGGGAGGAAUACUGACUUCUGAUUUCGCACUACUGAUGGAGUGUUUACCCCUUAAAUCUCUUCACUGGAUAAUCUGGAUUUACUCCAACUCUGCUGUCUCCUGAAGAGUUUUGUUUUUUUCUCCUGCCGCAAGUACACAGAAAUAAUUUGGGAAUGUAGCUCUAAGACUUCAGUCAAUUCCUUCUGUCCUGCCAGACAGACAUACUUCAUUAUGUAAUGGGGAAGGUGAAGCAAGUCAGAGUUGAACCUGACAAACACCAGAAUGCAAGAGAGCUCAUGGCAGGAACUCCAUGGACAGAAUCACUUUUGUUAGAAAAGCCCUCCCAUAUUAUCUAGUCCAACCUUUGACUGAACAUCACAUGUAAACUAAACCAUAGCACUAUGUGGUGCAUUCAAUCAUUUCUUGAACACCUCUGGGAUGGGUGACCAAUGCUUGACAACUUUAUCCAUGAGAAAAUUCCUCCUGAGGUCCAACCUGAACCUCCCCUGGCUUAGCUUGAAGCUGUGUCCUCUUGUUUUGUGGCUGAGAGGAGAGGCCAAGUGACACCCAACUUUCUACAACCUCAUUUCAGAGUUGUAGAGUGAUGAAGUCUCCCCUGAGCCUUUUCUCCAGGUUAAACAAUCCCAGCUUCCUCAGCCACUCCUUAAAAGACUCGUGCUCCAGACCCUUCACCAGCUCCUGUGCCCUUCUUUGAACACACCUCAAUGUCCUUGUCGUGAAUGGCCUGAAACUGAGCACAGGAUCUGAGGUGCAGCCUUUCCAGUGACAAGGACGGGGAAAAUCCGGGCCCUAGUCCUGCUGACGCAAGCCAGGACACCCUUGGCCACCUUGGCACACUGCAGGACAAAUGAGAACAAAACAUGUAAUCAUCUCAUCCUAAAAUGAAAGGGCGUUAACUCACAGCCAGUUCUCAACAUUUGCCAUUACCUUUUAUUUCUGUAGUUCAAGAUCUACUUCCAAGCAAUUGAUAAUCCCAUUUUCAGCAACAUGUUCCCAAAUGUCCCAUAGCAGCUUAAGUGCUUAGUGCAGUGUGGUAGAUUUUUGCUAGGGAAACCAGACAUGUAAGAACUGGGUGCUUGAAAAAUCUGCCCAAUGGGUCUAUCUUACUGACAUUUCUGAGAAAUUUACCCAGAAUUCUGCUCAGCUAUAUAAGAGAGUUCAAACACUCCCUAAAACAUGUUCUAAAUCAGCAAAAAGUGUGUUUUGAACACAUUCUAAGCACAUGGUGGACUUGUUUUUUUUUGUUUUUUUGGGUUUUUUUUCUAAUUUGUGGUUUUUACUAUUUUAUGCUGAUUUAUUUCUUUUUUUCUUCUGAUAUAACUUUAAAAAGUAUAAAUUGAAUACAAUAAGAAAACACGAAGGGAAAUCAGAAGAAUAAUAGUCUUCAGAGGGCAGAAUGUUGUUGAAGAUGCUGUAACUCAAAGCAAAGAACCUACUGCUUCUAUGAUACAUUAAUUCUUGAGAGAGCUGGAUUUCUAUUUUCCUGAGGCUAAAGUGCUGCUCAGAAAACCGAGUAUCAAAAAAUUUCUCAAGUGGAGACAAAUGUUAGUGAUCAUUUUCAUAUCAGAGCAGGGUUUUUUUUGUGGGGUUGUGGGAUUUCUUCCCCUUAUUUCUUAGAUUGGGGUCUCACUUUUCACUCUGAGAAGCUGAACAGCAACAGUCCGUGUCCUUUCUGACUCUAUGCUCUACUACGUGUUAGUAAGAAUUUAGUUGCCUGUUAAUGAUACAUAGUAUACAGGAAAAUCUGAUUGAAUAUUUUAGUGGAUAGCUACCUAAUUAUAUUGGGCAGUGUCUGCUAUAAUGAUUUCCCUUACUAAAGCAAGCACUGAGACAUAAGGUAACUGCAUUAUUCUAUACUUACACUUUUAUUGUUUAUGGAAUUCCUGGUUUGGCAUAGUUGACUCUUCCUAGAAAAAUUCUGUGGUGGCUUCUGAUGUAAAACACAAAAUUUUGAGAUUUUUUUUUUUUUCCUGUCCUGUAAUUUCACAUGUGAUUUUGCCCAUAUUUUUGUAAGGUUAUGUUGAUUCAUAGAAGAGAUGCUGCAAGGAACACUAGACCUUUCUAUUGUGUACAGCUUGGCAAGGAUUGCCUUUGCCAGGUUCACAGCACAAAGGUAUCUCUCAAAUGCUGUUUCUAUCUGUUUUCUGCCAAAAAUGAGUUUGAGGUGAAGAUAACACAUAGUCUGGAGACUAAGUAAUCAAACAUACUGUUAUCAUUAUCCCUUUUGUAUACUCUGUCAUUAACACAGAAAAUGGAGAUGAUAGCCUGUAACUGCAAACAAUAAAUGCUGUUUUUCCUUCAAGCACUGAUUUUAAUGGCAGUUUAAAGAAGUUAACAAGCAGAAUGAAGGGGUCAUAAAUGAAAGUUAACCCAUAGCAGUUGGAAACUGAGAAAUCCUUGUUGCUUUCCUGGUAGUGAGCCUAAUUUGUUUAAAAUAAAAUCCAUCUGCUCAUUUCACAGUCUUUUUCACACUUCCUUCAGCGAUCCACAGUGGAUUACCCUUACUUUAAAAACUGUCUGUAAUCAUGAUAAGCUAAUGACUCUUAUUUUGUGGUUUGCUUUAGCACAAAAUUUUGCAGACCAAUGAAGAUGUCCUUUAUUCUUAAAAAAUAGUCAGCUAAUGGGGUUUUUUUGCAGUUGGACACUAUUUUUUUUAAAUUAGAUUUCAAAUAAAUAUACAAGCUGAUGGCUUUGCAAAUUCAAAGUAUUUUCUAAUUAUUGAUGAAUCAGCCAAACACUGCUGUUAAGUAUGUAAAUGUCCUUACUGUCAGCCUGGUAUUUGUUUAGCAUGCCAUGCAUGCAGCAAAACUUCAGAGUGAUUCAACUUUUAUAGCCACAUUAAAUUCACUUACUGGAAUAAGCUUCCUUUUUCAUACAGAAAUCAGUUUAAUACCGUGCUCUUUGUGUUUCCUCCUGAAUAUACAUUAGGUUUCUAGAGAUGUUUUAAUGAGUUUUACAUACAUAAUGCUACUAAUUUUUCUCUGUCUGAUUGUUAAUUAUGUGAGAUGUGUAUUUCUGACAGCAGUUGAGUGACUAUUCACAAAUAUAUAAUUGAAUUUUUGAAUGUGUACUUCAAGAAGUUUAUAGACUUGUAAGAUAAAUGAUUGAUUUUCAUUUGUCAAAUUCAAGAUUUUCAAAUCCUGUUACUCUUGUAUUUUUAUCAGUGAAUCUGUUAAAGGAAAUACUUCUCAAUUUUGAAUGGUUUUCACAGCUUUUUUUAUUUGUUUAUGUAGAUACUCUUCUUUGUUGAGUACAAGUUAUUGACCUGUUAUAAUAUUUAUAAUUCUUCCUGGUUCUUCAGUAUUUUAUCUAGCUGUAACUUAUUAAAAACCACAAAUAUGAAAUGGGGAUAUUAAUGACAAGUGGUUUCAAUGUGAGAGUUUCAAAAUGCAUGUUAGAAUAUUUCAACACUUCGUUCACUGUAAUUUUGCAUUUUUUCAUUACUUAAGUAAUUAAAAAAAAUCCUUAGGGUUGAAUUAUAGUAAAAUUUUAUACAUCUCAGUACUAAUUUUGUCUCCCAGUGGACAGCAAUAAUAUUUGAUGGGAUUGUUUUUACUCUACCUAAUUUAUUCUUGGGCAGGGGGGAAGGGGAAAAAUAUUAACCUUACAAAUUUUGCUAAUUAUAAUGAUUUCAUUGCUAUUGUUAAUUGUUUUCAGUAACCUCCAUGCCUUCAGAUAUUUGUUCUUCUAUAUUUUGAAGAAAACAUACAGAUAUACAGGGUUCUAUAAUAGAAUGUGUUUACAGUAUUUAUCCCCUGGGUUAGCUAUAACAGUAAGGGGAAGUACAGUGACAGAUACCACUUGCAAUAGUUGCUAGUGCUACGUGCCUUUGAAUAAUUUUCUUCAGUUAUUAAAUUUUUUUGUGAUCUUGGAUGAGGUGAGCAGCUUUAAAUCAGUUUCAUUUCUAUCAAAGUGGAUAUGCUAAUACAUUCUUAGAGCUUUACUAAUCUAACUAAUUUUAAAUCUGCAAGGUAAAUGGUAGCAUGGAUGGUUUUGAACUGAUUUGACUGUUCAGGUUAAUUUCUUAAGUUUCAAAAUCUGCUAUAGAGGGAAAAAUUGGCAGUUAUAUUUGUGGGGGUUUAUUGCUUUCAUUUUGUACUAUAUAUCAGUGGGACUUUCUUACCACAGUAGGUGUGCUCACAGUUUUAAUGUUCCCAUAGUUUGUUCUGUCUGUUUCAUUUGAAUUUAGCUUACAAAUUAAUCCCUUUCCAUAGGUGUCUGGCUUGUACCUUAACAAGUAUGAAAAUAAUAAUCAAGAUAUUGCUGUUUGACAGAGACACUGAAUAUUUCUCUGUUUCUGGUGUGGAUGUCGUUUAGCAGGGCUUGUCUAGUUAAAAGGCAGUUAAAAUAGUAAUCACACAUGAUCUGUGUCUAACUGUCAUUCAUAGAAAAAGUGCAACAAAGUGAUAUGUGGUGAUAACAAUUCGGAAGGAAAAGAAUAUGAAAUUCAGAUAGCAGCUUGAACGAUUUACUGUUAGCAUGGGGCCCAAUAACACUACAAAGCUAUAAACUCUGUCUUUCUAGAUUGCCCAGUUAGGUGGCAGAGAUGCAAUUUGUCUUUUCUGAAGCCGCCUGCUGCUAGCUAGCUCCAUCUCCUGUCACAGCCUAUUAGCUCCCCAAGAAAAUUGGUGGGAAAUUGCCUGCAGAUUGUAGGAAAUUGCAUCUCCAGGCCCUGGAAAAAAUGUAGGAUAGCACAACACUGAUCCUCCCAGAGCAGCUAUUAAUACAGCAAAAGCUGACCUUUGGCAUGGUGUGAAACGACUUUGCUGAAUAAAGACUGUAUUAUGUGUGGUUGAAGGAGGGAAGGAAUUAUUAUCCUGGCUAUGCUUGGAGUCAGCCUGUUCCAGGAAGCUUAAGCAUUAGCAGUAGGUUUUGCUGCCCCUCAGCUCAUCCCCAUUGGAAGGUGGGAGAGGAUGUGUUGAAGCCUUAUACAGAAAUUUCAUUGUACAGGUGGGCAAAACCCAUUAUGUAUUUAAAUUAUGUUAGUGCAUAUAAAAUUCAAAGUUUAGUGACAAAGCUGAAAAGUAAUUUAUGAAGAUAAUUGCAAAAAAAUUAAUAGGUUCUUCUCAGUCAAGUCUUCGUCAGACAAGGAACAACUUUUUGGCUAUUUCGUUCUAUUUGUAUAUAGGUAUUAUACAUUUGAUUUUGAAGCAGUUACAGUAAAAAGGAAUUUUUUCUGUAACUGUGAACUGCAAAAAGUCAUGGGAUGCACAUUACUUAUCACAGAUUUUAGCAUUAAAACUUCCUUGCUGCUAGGAGUCUUGCUUCUGUCAUGUUUAAACCAAUUCCCAUGUGUUCAUUAUGGUGUGAUGUACAAUGAGUUUCAUCCUCUGUCAUUUCUACUACAGCUACCUUUCUAAUUUUGUACUUUACGUCAGUUUUAUAGGGUCUUUCAAUAAAAGACUUUCCUGUGAAUUUUGAGAGAGAGGGUAUGUAGAGUUAGUUUGCAAUAUAAAAAUAAAUGCCAGCAUUUUCUUUCAGCUUGCAGUUGUACUUAGUUGAUUCAAAGCCUCCUGAGGAAGAUGUGGUUGUGAAUCAGAAUGGUGUAUUGAUCAGAAGCAAGUAUAGGAGGGCAGCAGCAGCAGGGGAAAAGUCAUUUUGCAUUCAAGAGCAUUGCUGUUUUCAAACUCAGAUGAGAUUUCUUGGUAACUGGCAGCUGCCCAGGGAUCUAAGUGAAUCCAGUAAGUUCAUUUCCUGUUGUAUUAGUGUCCACUGUUGUAAAUGAGCUAACAGGACUUAUGAACACUCACACCACUGAUUAGAGAAAAUUAGUGGCCUGCCUUAUGGAGCUGAGGCAGAGGCAGCUGGACAAAAAAGGUAUUGCGGGUAGUUCAAAGCACAGCUGAAGGGGAUCAAGAGAAGUUCAUCUUGUGGGGCUCUGGACCACUGUUUUGAAUCGUGUUCAUUAAUGCACACAUGUCAGUCUGAAAUGCUAAUACAUUGAGGCAUUGUUUUUCUAAAUUAGAUACAGCACCUUUUAUGGAAGUUCCACAGUUUAGUGCUGUGUGUCUUUUCUUGUAAAACACUAAUACAGGAACAGAAGAGCUGUGGUGCUUGAGCCUUUAUUCUGUAUUUACAAUAGCUGUUCAUCUUCCAAAGUAUUACAUAUUAAUUGCAUACUCAAAAUAAACCUUGCCAUUUAGUAACAAACUGGUUUUUUUGUAUAGUUCAAUACAUAUAUUGGAUGACCAAAGAAAAUUUA
Molecule: messenger RNA, 12686 nt
Organism: Oenanthe melanoleuca
Lineage: Eukaryota; Metazoa; Chordata; Aves; Passeriformes; Muscicapidae
Product: transducin-like enhancer protein 1
Exons: 20
Coding region: 63-2405 (780 amino acids)
Biological process (GO): negative regulation of canonical Wnt signaling pathway; regulation of DNA-templated transcription
Cellular component (GO): nucleus; transcription regulator complex
Molecular function (GO): transcription corepressor activity; protein binding
Source: RefSeq, a predicted model, not a curated record